AUGAGGCUGCCGUCAAACAGUGACAGAACACCUGCAAUGGAUUUUUCAAGAGCGCAAUCUCUACGGUAUCAGGCCAAAGGCAACCGACUAGGGGCAGUGUCGUCCAAAAGUGGCUCGAUAGAUGGCCCAACUCGAAAUAACCCAUUCGCCCACGACGACUUGUUGAUGAUAUUCACAUACAAAAGCGGGUCAUUUGUGCAAAUGCCACAUCCCCCCUCGUCGCUUUCGAUGCCUGUGGAGCCGACGCCUCUGGAAGCUCUCGAUGACGACCCACAGCCUGAACCUCCCGACGAUAGCAAGUCGGGCGUAGGAAAUACGCAAGAUUCAUCGCCUCGUGGUGAUCCGGCUCCAGACCAGAACCGCGCAAGUUCACGUCUCUCGCCGUCGCAAUCUGACCAAAUAGCUGCCGAUUGUCACGAGUCGCGAGUCGCAGCACAUUAA
Molecule: messenger RNA, 441 nt
Organism: Mycena indigotica
Lineage: Eukaryota; Fungi; Basidiomycota; Agaricomycetes; Agaricales; Mycenaceae
Exons: 2
Coding region: 1-441 (146 amino acids)
Source: RefSeq, a predicted model, not a curated record